AUGAGUGCUGCUGUUCAACAAAUUCAAAAGGGCCUUGGACAGGUCUCUUUGGAAAUUCCAUACAUCCAACAUCGUAUUGACCUUUUUGAAAAGUACAAGAAAGAAGCUGAAGAGGAGGUUGCCCAGAAGCCCAGGGAAGAAAUUGACGUUACCCUUCCCGAUGGAAAGGUUGUCAAAGCUACCAGCUGGGAAACUACUCCUAUUCAAAUCGCUACUUCGAUUUCCAAGGGUCUUGCCGAGCGCACCGUCAUUGCUAAGGUUGACGACAAGUUAUGGGAUUUGACUCGUCCUUUCGAGUCUUCCUGUUCCUUAAAACUUUUAGACUUUGAAGAUCCUGAAGGAAAGCGAGUUUUUUGGCAUUCCAGUGCCCAUGUCCUUGGUGAGGCUUCUGAGCUUUUCUACGGCUGUCACUUAUGUGUGGGUCCUCCUACGGACGAUGGUUUCUUUUACGAAAUGGCUAUCGAAAAUGAACGUGUUGUCACUUCCGAAGACUACAAGGGUCUUGACAAUUUGGCUAAACAAGCAAUCAAGCAAAAGCAGCCCUUUGAACGUUUGGUCCUUUCUAAGGAAAGACUCCUUGAAAUGUUCAGUCACAACAAGUAUAAGCAACAAAUAAUUCAGAACAAGAUCCCUGAUGGUACCAGUACCACUGUUUAUCGCUGUGGUCCUCUUAUUGACUUGUGUACUGGUCCUCACGUCCCCCAUACCGGUCGUGUCAAAUCUUUUUCUGUUAUGAAAAAUUCUUCUUCUUACUUUUUGGGUGAUGCCAAAAAUGAGUCUCUUCAACGUGUUUAUGGCGUUAGUUUCCCCGACAACAAGCAAAUGCAGGAGUAUAAAGCCUUUUUGCAAGAAGCUGCCAAGCGUGACCACCGUAAAAUUGGUCGUGAACAAGAGCUCUUCUUCUUCAACGAACUUUCUCCCGGAAGCUGCUUCUUCUUGCCCCAUGGUACUCGUAUUUACAAUACUUUACAGAGUUGGAUGCGUGAACAAUAUGCUCAGCGCAAUUAUCAAGAAGUUAUUACACCUAACAUGUUCAACGUUAACCUUUGGAAAGCUUCUGGUCACUGGAAUAACUACUCCGAGAACAUAUUUUCUUUUGAUGUUGAAAAAGAGAAGUUUGCUUUGAAGCCUAUGAACUGUCCUGGUCAUUGUAUAAUUUACAAGAACCGCGAUCGCAGUUAUCGUGAUCUUCCUUGGCGUGUUGCAGAUUUCGGUGUUUUGCAUAGAAACGAGUUCUCUGGUGCCCUUAGUGGUCUCACCCGUGUCCGUCGCUUCCAACAAGAUGAUGCUCAUAUCUUCUGCAGGCCCGACCAAGUAAGAAGCGAAAUUGAAGGAUGUUUCGACUUUUUGCAACACGUUUACGGUAUUUUUGGCUUUAAUUUCCAUUUGGAAUUGUCUACUAGACCAGAAGAGAAAUUCCUUGGUGAUGUUGCUACUUGGGAUCGUGCCGAAGCUCAAUUGAAGGCUGCCUUGGAUAGUUCCGGUUACAACUGGGAAUUAAAUGCUGGGGAUGGUGCUUUCUACGGUCCCAAGAUUGAUAUCACCGUCUAUGAUGCCUUAAAACGCCAGCAUCAAUGUGCCACUAUUCAGCUCGAUUUCCAACUUCCUGAGCAAUUCAGCCUUGAGUUCCAUGCUCCUGUAAAUGCCGAAGAAGCUAAGGAAUCCGGUAACAAUAACAGCUACAUUCGUCCCGUCAUGAUUCAUCGUGCCAUUCUUGGCAGUCUGGAGCGUAUGAUUGCCAUCCUUACCGAGCAUUUUGCCGGUAAGUGGCCAUUCUGGUUGUCUCCUCGCCAAGUUUGCAUUGUUCCAGUCUCUGCUGCUGCUUACACUUAUGCUGAGAGAGUCAACCGUGCUUUAGUAGACGCUGGUCUUUACGCUGACGUUGACUUGUCGGAUAACACCUUACCCAAGAAGGUACGUACCGCACAACUUUCUCAAUAUAACUUCAUCUUUGUUGUCGGUGCUGAAGAAGAAAAAUCCGAAAGUGUGAAUGUUCGUAACCGUGAUGAUCCUAAGAAGCAAAGCAAGGGUGAAGUUAUUCCCGUGAAAGAAAUCCUUGGGAAAUUGCUUAAGCUCAAAGAAUCCAAGUCUCGCGUUAAUGAGUUGUAA
This is a messenger RNA of Schizosaccharomyces osmophilus, 2109 nucleotides long. RefSeq names its product cytoplasmic threonine-tRNA ligase Trs1 (gene trs1). Gene Ontology annotation, cellular component: cytoplasm. The transcript has a single exon. Gene Ontology annotation, molecular function: ATP binding; threonine-tRNA ligase activity. Lineage: Eukaryota; Fungi; Ascomycota; Schizosaccharomycetes; Schizosaccharomycetales; Schizosaccharomycetaceae. The coding region runs from base 1 to 2109 and encodes 702 amino acids. Gene Ontology annotation, biological process: threonyl-tRNA aminoacylation. The record is from RefSeq and is a predicted model, not a curated record.